This is a messenger RNA of Ceraceosorus bombacis, 2121 nucleotides long. Lineage: Eukaryota; Fungi; Basidiomycota; Exobasidiomycetes; Ceraceosorales; Ceraceosoraceae. The record is from the annotation of a GenBank genome assembly.
AUGGUCUCUACCCGCAACAAGUGGUCGCGUCUUGCGGCGAUGCUGGCGCUCUGUGCUGCUUCCGCCAUGCUAUUGUCACUCUCGACUGCUCCUGUCGCACAAGCCGCUCCCAUGGCUGAUGCGCUCCAAUACGAGAUUCACGAGAAGCGAUCCGUCUACCCCAACUGGAACCGCGUUGGCAGGCUGGACAAGCGCACGCAACUCCCCAUGCGCAUCGCGCUGAAGCAAUCCAACAUGGAGAACCUCGAUGCUUUGCUCAGCGCUGUGAGCGACCCCAACUCUGAGCAGUACGGCAAGCACUGGACGCCAGAGCAGGUGCACGAGCACUUUGCGCCCUCUGACCACACGGUCAAUGUAGUCAAGAGCUGGCUCCAGUCUCACGGUUCUAUCGAUGCCUCGCGCAUUCGUCAGAGCGCCUCCAAGGGCUGGCUCGAGCUGCACGUUUCGGUCGCUGAAGCCGAGAGACUGCUCAACACCGAGUACCACGGUUGGGUUCACGCGUCUUCGGCAGGACGCGCAGCGGCGGACGUCAAGGUGCACCCUGCGGUCAUGAAUGCAUACUCUCUUCCUUCCCACAUUCGUGAGCACGUCGACUUCAUCACGCCUACGCUGCACUUUGACGUGCGUCCCGACCUCGAGAAGAGGGACCCGUCCGAGAACUUGGACCGCAUCUUGGAGAAGCGUGCCAAUGGCCAUGCGGUUAGACCCAUUGGUGCGCCUGGCUCAGGCUCGCUGCCAAAAGUGCGCCCCAUCCCUCAAAGCGCUUUCCCGCUGAUUGACGAACUCAAGGACUGCUCUAACAACGUCACUCCCAACUGUCUUCGAGCUCUGUACAAGUUCCCCGCCCUUCCUUCCUUCACACCCAUCAACCCCAAGAACGGUCUGGGAAUUGUCGAGUACACCCCUCAGUCGUACAUCGACACCGACCUUGACCUGUUCUUUGGAAACUACAGCAAAAAUCAAGUGCAGAAGCGGCCCAAGCUCGAAUCUAUCUCGGGCGGCAAGGUCGACUUCAACAACAAGAACAAUGACCUCAAUGCCGAGUCCAACUUGGACCUCGAGUACGGCAUGGCUUUGGUGAACCCUAUCCCAGUUACGCUGUACCAAGUCGGCGAAGGCCAAGCAGCCGACUCUUUCAACAACUUCCUGGAUGCUUUCGAUGCUUCCUACUGUGCUGGUGAUGAUCCCGUGCAAGACGGAGUCUACCCCGACCCCAAGACCGGUGUCCAGAAGACUUGCGGAACUUUGAAGGCCUUGCCUACCAUUUCCACUUCUUACGGCUACAAGUGAGUGUGGUGAGCCCGCAUUGCGAGAGGUUCGAUCGUCAACGCUAAUCUUCGUUGUGAUUCAACCUGCUCCGGCAGCGAGGCUGAUCUUACCCCCGAGUAUGAGGUUCGUCAGUGCAACGAGUAUGCCAAGCUCGGUCUGCAGGGCUCCACUUUCCUCUACUCGUCCGGAGACUACGGAGUCGCUGGUAACGGCGGACAGUGCAUCGAUCCAAGCACUGGUGACUAUACGGCUGGAACGAACAAGGGAGACAAAUUUAACCCUUCCUUCCCCGGUGGCUGCCCUUACGUUCUCUCCAUCGGAGCGACUCAAAUCACCCUGAAUCAGACCGUCCUCGCCCCAGAGACUGCUUGCAACUCCGUCAUCUACUCUGGCGGUGGUUUCUCCAACGUCUUUGGUCUUCCAGACUACCAGAGCAGCGCCGUCAAGUCUUGGUUCGCCACUGCACCUCAAGCCAAGGCCUACAGCUCGAUCCAGUACAACAACAGCCAAAAGACUCGCGGUUUCCCCGACGUCUCUGCCAACGGUGCUCGUUACGUGGUUGCGCUCGACGGAUCGUACAAGUACCACCUUUACGGUACCUCUGCCUCGGCGCCCACCUUUGCCUCUAUCCUGACGCUCAUCAACGAAGCCCGCUUCGCCAUCGGCAAGGGUUCCGUCGGAUUCGUCAACCCUGUUCUGUACAAGAACCCUUACUUGCUGACCGACAUCACCAACGGUACCAACCCUGGUUGCGGAACAGAGGGCUUCGCUGCAGUCAAGGGAUGGGACCCCGUCACUGGUCUCGGAACGCCAGACUACCCCAAGCUGCUCGCUUAUUUCCUUGCUCAUUGA